AUGACAGGGGCAAAAAGGACAAGAGGCACAGUCUGGAGGAAGAUCCAGGCUGUUCACUUUGAAGAUAUCAAAGCCUGGUGUAUGAGAAGGUUGCCUAUCUUUAAAUGGGUGCCUGUCUACAACUGGAAGGAAAAUUUGGUUCCUGAUACUGUUUCUGGGAUGAUGCUAGCCAUCCAGCAGGUGACUCAAGGGCUAGCUUUUGCUGUUCUGUCUUCAGUCCAUCCAGUUUUUGGUUUAUAUGGAUCUUUCUUCCCUGUCAUUAUUUAUGCCAUAUUUGGAAUGGGACGUCAUGUUGCAACAGGAACUUUUGCUUUAACUUCCUUAAUAUCUGCCAAUGCAGUUGAGCGUCUUGUUCCUUCAGUCAGAACUAAUUUCACUGCAAACAAUAAUUCAGGAAUUUUGGGUUUGUCAGAACUUGAAAUACAGCGGAUUGGAGUUGCAGCAGCAGUUUCAUUUCUAGGAGGAAUCAUUCAGGUAGCAAUGUUUAUGCUGCAGUUGGGCAGUGCCACUUUCUUGUUAACGGAACCUGUGAUAAGCGCGAUGACAACAGGAGCAGCUACACACGUUGUGACUUCACAAGUGAAGUAUCUGCUGGGAAUGAAAAUGCCAUAUAUAUCAGGACCACUGGCAUUUUUUCAUAUUUAUGCCUAUGUGUUUGAGAAUAUCAGAUCCGUUCAGUUGGAGGCAUUACUUCUCUCCUUGUUGAGUAUUGUGGUACUUGUUCUUGUUAAAGAACUGAAUGAGAAAUUUCACAGAAACAUUAAAGUUGUCCUUCCCAUCGAUCUGCUUUUGAUAAUUGCUACAUCCAUUGCUUGCUACUAUGCUGAUAUGGAAUACAUCUACGGGAUAGAAGUUGUGGGAAAUAUUCCUAAAGGGUUGCCAUCACCAAAAGCACCACCCAUGAGUGUCCUGCCUGAAGUAGUCACUGAAGCUUUUGGAGUGGCACUGGUUGGUUAUGUAGCCUCACUAGCUCUUGCUCAAGGCUCUGCUAAAAAGUUUAAAUACACUGUGGAUGACAACCAGGAAUUUUUGGCUCAUGGGCUCAGCAACGUGAUUCCUUCAUUUUUCUUUUGCAUACCAAGUGCUGCAGCGAUGGGACGGACGGCACUUUUAUAUAGUACAGGCGCCAAAACACAGGUGGCUUGCCUUAUCUCUUGUGUUUUAAUUCUUGUGGUAAUCUACACAAUUGGACCUCUGCUCUAUUGGCUUCCUAUGUGUGUGUUAGCAAGCAUUAUUGUUGUGGGCUUGAAGGGGAUGCUAAUGCAGUUCCGUGACUUAAAAAAAUAUUGGAAUGUGGAUAAAAUAGACUGGAGCAUAUGGGUUAGUACCUAUGUGUUUACAAUAUGCUUUGCUGCUAAUGUGGGACUGUUGUACGGUGUUGUCUGCACUAUAGUAAUCGUGAUUUUCCGCUUUCCCAGAGCAAAGAUGCUGAAUUUGAAAAAUAUGAAAGAGGUGGAAUAUAAAUACAAAGCAGAAGAUAAUUGUGAAUCACUAAAACAGGUAAAAAUAGUUUCAGUCAACAGCCCAUUAGUCUUUUUGAAUGCCAGAAAAUUUCACGCUGACCUGUUAAAGAUAAUCCAGAAGGAUGGCAUAAGCAGCCAGGUAUGUGAUACUGUAAAUAAGUGUGAGCAGAACACAUUGCUCUGUUCAUUUUCCAAUGGAAGUUGCCAUGGUGAGUUGGUGCAGUCAUGUCACAGUGAGCGACAUGUUUUGAUAUUAGACUGCAGUGGACUGAAUUUCUUUGACUACACUGGAGUGUCAGUGCUUCUUCAGAUUUACAUGGACUGUAAAAGCAGAUACAUCGAUGUGUUGCUAACACAAUGCAAAGCUUCCUUGAUAAAAGCAAUGCAGUACGGUGGAAAUCUUGACUCUGAAAAUCCUGUAUUUUUUGAAUCAAUUUCUUCAGCAAUUGAUGCCAUUCAGAUUCAAAGGAAUUACAGCAAGUUCAGUGAACAGAGUGAAGUGUGAUGCCCACCCAUUGAGCACAGCGAGUCUCAUCUG
Messenger RNA from Hirundo rustica (Barn swallow), 2001 nucleotides. RefSeq names its product solute carrier family 26 member 7 (gene SLC26A7). The transcript is spliced from 18 exons. The coding region runs from base 1 to 1968 and encodes 655 amino acids. Gene Ontology annotation, molecular function: oxalate transmembrane transporter activity; chloride transmembrane transporter activity; sulfate transmembrane transporter activity. Gene Ontology annotation, biological process: transmembrane transport. Gene Ontology annotation, cellular component: membrane. The record is from RefSeq and is a predicted model, not a curated record. Lineage: Eukaryota; Metazoa; Chordata; Aves; Passeriformes; Hirundinidae.